AUGGAGGUCUUUGAUUUUGACGAUGUUAUGCUCGUGCCGAGAAUGUGCACAUUGGAAUCACGAUCUCAGGCAGAUGUCUCAGCCAAACUUGGUAAACGCACGUUCAGACUUCCACUCAUGGCAGCUAACAUGCCCGCUGUCUUGGAUGAGAAUAUCGCCAUAGAGUUGGCUAAAAGAGAUUACUUCUAUGUGAUGCACAGGUUUAAUAUCGACAUUGUUGCGUUUGCCCGUAAGAUGCGAGAACUGGACCUGUUCGUAUCAAUAUCGAUUGGUGUCCAAGAAUCUUCUUACAAGGUUAUAGACGAUCUCGCAGCGUGCAAUCUUAUACCAGAGUAUGUUACUAUAGAUUUGGCCCACGGUCACACUGAUGCUAUGCGUGUAGUAAUCGAGUAUAUUAGGAAAUUAUUUGGUGAAGAGACUUUUAUCAUCGCUGGUAAUGUAGCUACCCCGGAAGCUGUGCGUGACCUUGAGAAUUGGGGUGCCGAUGCCACAAAAGUUGGACUAGGCCCAGGUUAUGUUUGCAGCACCUCUAUACGCACCGGGUUUGGUACUCGCAACUGGCAAUUAGCAGCCAUUAGAGAAUGUGCUCGGGUAGCUCGUAAGGUAGUUAUUGCUGAUGGUGGAUGCCGUUCAAGUGGUGACAUUGUCAAGGCCAUUCAUAUGGGUGCUGACUGGAUUAUGUCUGGUUACUUCUACACCGGUUUCGUACAAACGCCCGGCGAGACUCAGGUAAAAGAUGGUGUCAAGGUAAAAAGCUAUUAUGGUAACGCUUCAGCCGUGAACAAACAAAAUACCCAUCGUGUCGAAGGCAUUUCUGUGUUUGUACCAUGUGAAGGGUCGCUAUUUGAUAAAAUGAGAGAGAUUGAGGAAGCCCUUCAGUCUGCUGUCUCAUUUUCUGGUGGCAAGCAUAUUGCGGAUGUGCGCAAUUGUGAACAUGUAAUUGUGAGGAGGUAUCACAACAUCCCACCUAGUUCAUAG
Babesia sp. Xinjiang is the source of this 978-nucleotide messenger RNA. RefSeq names its product GMP reductase (gene guaC). The coding region runs from base 1 to 978 and encodes 325 amino acids. Lineage: Eukaryota; Apicomplexa; Aconoidasida; Piroplasmida; Babesiidae. Gene Ontology annotation, cellular component: GMP reductase complex; cytosol. The record is from RefSeq and is a predicted model, not a curated record. Gene Ontology annotation, biological process: purine nucleotide metabolic process. The transcript has a single exon. Gene Ontology annotation, molecular function: GMP reductase activity.